AUGAUAGAAAUGGAACCUGUUGUUACUUCCGACAACACAGUCCUGGCUACUAUGGGCUACAAACCCGAGUUGAGGCGAAACUACACCGCGGUUCAGGUGUUUGGUAUCGCUUUCAGUAUCAUGGGUCUGUUUCCAUCCAUCAGCUCCGUUCUGGGUUACUCUCUACCGUCUGGGCCAGCAGGGAUGGUGUGGGGCUGGUUCGUGGCGUCUUUCUGCAUUUUCAUGGUAGGCCUGUCUAUGGCCGAGCUCGGGUCUUCCCUACCAACAUCUGGCGGCCUCUAUUGGUGGACUUACCACUUUGCCGGUGACAGAUUCAAACGUCCGCUGUGCUUUUUAGUGGGUUACAGCAACACUCUGGGACUCACAGGAGCCAUUGUGAGUAUCGAUUACGGAUUUGCGGAGCUGGUUCUGGCAGUGGCAGGAGUCGCGACCGACGGCAAAUACGUGGCGACAAGAUUCACAGUCUAUGGAGUCUUUGCGGCGUGUGUCAUUUCGCACGCCGUAGCAGGCUCUAUUGCCUCUGGACUCAUGUCUAAACUGCAGACAGUCUGCAUUUUUCUCAACAUUGCCCUGAUUGUGGUGAUGAUCAUAGCUCUUCCGGUUGGAGCGGGAAGUAAACAUCAUCUCCACAACGGCAGCUACAUCUUUGGUCGACUGGAGAACCUCACAACAUGGCCCAAGGGCUGGAACUUUAUGCUGGGAUGGCUUGCUCCUAUCUGGACCAUUGGGGCUUUCGACUCUUGUGUUCACAUGGCCGAAGAGGCAUCCAAUGCCACCACAGCUGUUCCAUUUGGAAUAAUCUCCUCCAUCGGCAUGUGCUGGCUCUUGGGCUUUGUCAUCAACAUUGUCCUGGCCUGUGUUCUUUCGCCUGACAUCGAAAGAGUACUCAACACUCCCUUCCAGCAGCCCAUGGCCCAGGUGAUUUACGACUGUUUGGGCAAAAAAUGGACGCUAGCAAUGAUGGUCAUUAUCUUUACGCUUCAAUGGACAAUGGGCUUAUCAGUUGUGGUAGCUGCCUCGCGUCAGUCCUGGGCCUUUUCGAGAGACGGAGCCCUGCCGUUUUCAAACUUCUUCAAGGUGGUCAACAAAAAGAUGUCUGUUCCGGUGAGAUGUGUCUGGGGAAACUGCACUCUGGGACUGGUCAUUGGCUGUCUGUGUAUGAUUGACAGUGCAGCGGCUUCAGCCCUAUUCUCUCUUGCAGCAGCUUCCAACGAUCUCGCCUGGAUGAUCCCCAUUGCCUGUCGAUUGUUCUGGGGUUACCCGAACUUCAAGCCGGGUCCAUUCUAUCUCGGACUUGCUCUGUCUAAAAUCGUGUCAGCAUUCGCCUGCACCUAUCUCUGCUUCGCCAUCUGCCUGCUCAUGUUUCCUUUGAACGGACCAAAUCCAAACAAAGAAAACAUGAACUACACUGUGGUGAUCAAUGGAGCAGUUUGGGCCGGCUCACUGUGUUAUUACUUCUUCUGGGCACACAGAUGGUUCCAGGGCCCCAAGAGUAAUUUGGUGCUGGAUGCUGUGGAGGGAGAUGUAGGUGAUUGGGAUGAAGAAAAGAAGAAGUAG
Molecule: messenger RNA, 1557 nt
Organism: Yarrowia lipolytica CLIB122
Lineage: Eukaryota; Fungi; Ascomycota; Dipodascomycetes; Dipodascales
Biological process (GO): amino acid transport; transmembrane transport
Cellular component (GO): membrane
Molecular function (GO): transmembrane transporter activity
Source: RefSeq, a predicted model, not a curated record